ACCGGCGCGGACAUAUGCACGGGCCGGUUCAUUAAAUUGUCGGUUCUUGGUCGUCUGGUUAAUUAAAAAAAAUAAAAAAUAACUAAAAAAUGAUAUUUUUUUGAAAAAGCCGAACCUCAGGUUCCGAUUUCAGUUCGGAACCGAAACAACCGGUUCAAAAUGUAUAAACUAUAAAGUAUUGUCAUGAAUCGAACUGGUCAAAACCACGGGCCGGUUCAAGACUCAUGGCCAAUGAGCCGGUUUGUGUCAGUUCGGCCCGAACCGACAGGAUGGGUCGGCCCAUGACCAUGUCUACUCGGUUCCAAUAAUAGCUACAAUAAUAUGCAGCCCGGGGUCAAAAAAAUUUCUGGUGGUGUGGUUCGAGAGGAUUAAGAUGAAAUCAAAGUUAAAAUGGGCGGCGCUUGGCGUGCUCGUGCUAUCGUUUGCUUCGAUAAUGGUGCAUUUGUUCCUGGCUAAGUCGAGCACGAGGUUUGCGGUGUGGGUACAGCUUCCAUCGACCCCGAGGAUUUGAAUCCUGUUGAAAAUUCUGGUAGAAAGGGUGUUGGAUAUAGGAGAUUGUGGGGGAAGGUAAACAGUUUGGAGCCACUGCAGCCAUAUGCAAACCCGAGAAGUGUACCGUAUCCUGUUCCAAACGAGCAGAACAAUGGUUUCAUUUACGCGAAAAUUCACGGUGGCUUUGAGAAGAUUAGGACCUCGAUCUGCGAUCUUAUUGCAGUUUCAAGGCUUCCCAAUGCUACCCUUGUUAUACCUGAGAUUCAAGAAAGCACUCAAUCAAAAGGCAUCAGCUCAAAGUUCAAGAGCUUUUCAUAUUUAUAUGAUGAGGAGAAGUUUAUAAAAGCUCUAGCAAGUGAUGUGAUCAUUCUGAAGAGCCUACCGUCAAGCUUGAAGGAGGGCAGGAAAAGGAAACAAUAUCCAAUCUUCAAACCUAAAAGUUCAUCUACCCCGAAAUACUAUUUAUAUGAAGUUCUACCAAAACUUAAAAUUGCUAAGGUCAUUGGGUUAGUACUUGGCGAUGGCGGAUGCUUACAGUCCAUCCUUCCUUCAAGCUUGGUUGAGUACCAGAGGCUCAGGUGCCGAGUGCAUUUCCGUGCAGAGAUUGUUGACCUUGCACAUCGAAUUGUAGAAAAGCUACGAGGUUCUGGUCAACCAUAUCUUGCUUACCAUCCAGGGUUGAAGAGGGAUACUCUAGCAUAUCAUGGCUGUGCUGAACUUUUUCAGGUUGGUCUUCUCCUUCGAGCUAUGGGUUACCCUCCUAGAACAAGAAUUUACUUGGCUGGUUCCGAAACUUUUGGUGGCCAACGAGUUUUCAUUCCAUUACGGCCUCUUCCUCCACCACCCGAGCGACCUAUUUAUAGGCAUGAAAAGGAAGGCUGGUAUGGGUGGAUUGGAGAAAAAGGGUCCGAACCAGAUCCUACACCGAAGAAUCCAAGGGAUCAGGCUCAUCGUUUGCUGUCGGAUGCGCUCGAUUAUAUUGUUUCUGUUGAAGCUGAUGCCUUUUUUCCUGGUCUUGAUAAUGAUGGUAGUGGGUUGCCGGAUUUUUCCAGCUUGGUGAUGGGGCACAGGCUUUUUAAAACGGCCUCAAGUAGAACAUAUAGACCUGACAAAAGAUAUAUUACGAAACUGAUCAACACGACAAGUAACCAUCUUUACCACCCCCCACGCAACUGGACCCUUACAGCGAGAGAACACCUCAACAAAAGCUUAUCGGAAGAUGGUAUUCUCCAAGAAUCCAAGAGGGCAAAGCCUAAGUCAUUCCUUUCCCACCGGUUACCCGAGUGCUCGUGUUCUACAGUAAAAAAUGCCGAUUUCCAAAAGGGUACCAAACUCCAAACUCUUUACUCGGUACAGGAAAGCUGCCAUUCAGGGUUAGAACAAAAUCCAACUACUGUCAUCUCACAAGAGAGCACUGGUGAUGAUAACGAAACAGAAGAAGAUGAAAAUGAUACAGAUGUGCAGGAACCGGAUGAUAAUAGUCAAGUCAAUACAGUCCCAUCUGUUGAAGAAGAUGAGGAAAUGGACCCGGGUGAUUAAAGAUCAUUGUGUGCACGUCUUUUCAGGAGGUGCAUUUGAAGAUUUUUAUUUAUUUAUUUAUUUAU
Molecule: messenger RNA, 2096 nt
Organism: Striga asiatica
Lineage: Eukaryota; Viridiplantae; Streptophyta; Magnoliopsida; Lamiales; Orobanchaceae
Source: the annotation of a GenBank genome assembly